This is a messenger RNA of Schistocerca serialis cubense, 2016 nucleotides long. RefSeq names its product triokinase/FMN cyclase-like. Lineage: Eukaryota; Metazoa; Arthropoda; Insecta; Orthoptera; Acrididae. The transcript is spliced from 3 exons. Gene Ontology annotation, cellular component: cytosol. Gene Ontology annotation, molecular function: glycerone kinase activity. Gene Ontology annotation, biological process: glycerol catabolic process. Bases 1 to 2016 code for a protein of 671 amino acids. The record is from RefSeq and is a predicted model, not a curated record.
AUGAGCUCGAAACAAGUGCAUAGCGCACUGAUGGGCUUCGUGUCUGUGAAUCCCGGGUUAGUCCUCCUCGGAAACGAGCACGUAGUUAUGAGAAGAGACCACGCAGGAAUAGAAGACAAGGUGAAGCUGCUGUCAGGUGGCGAGGCGGGUCACGAUCCUUGGCCCGCCGGGUUUGUGGGCCCCGGAAUGCUGACUGCCGCCGUCGUAGGAGCGGGGGGCCCACCGCCCUCUGACGUCAUCCUACGCACUAUCCGCGAACUCGCGAGGAACAACUCCGCCGGUAUCCUCAUCAUAGUACAGAACUACUCUUCACACCACUACCAUUUUGGUAUUGCUGCCGAGAGAGCGUUAAAUGAAGAUUUGAAAGUGAAAAUUCUCAUUGUCGGAGAUGACCUGUUGCCAUCGGAAAGAUUCAAAGGUCGACGCGGUCUAGCCGGCGCGAUCCUCAUUCAGAAGAUAGCCGGUGCUAUGGCGGAAAGGGGUUGCAAUCUCGACGAAAUCUUUGAUUUGUGCCGAUCAGUCGCUCUCAGAGAUUUGACCACCAUCAGUGUCAAUCUAGUACGAGAGAGAUCAGCCGUUGUCUUAAACGAAGUAGAAAUAAUGCCUGAUCCGAGUAUAGGUUUGAUUACAAGCCAGUCCCCGGCAGAAGUCGUCGAACUAAACGUCCAGUCGAGCAACUACAGGGAACUGAGAACAACACACCGCCCCUACACGAGCCCAGCGAAUGCAGUGCAAAUGGUGCUACAGCGCCUGAUGAGAAUCGAAUCGACUUCGUGUGCCACACUGCAGUCUGAUCCGUUGGUUGUGCUUAUUAACAACCUGGGUAACGAUCCGAGACUUGAAGAAUAUUUGUUUACUUACGAAACAGUUAAGCAACUCGACGAGAAGGGCUAUAAUGUGCGAAGAGCUUACUGUGGAAGUUUGUUCACGGCGCGCGAAGCGAGCGGGUUCUCUGUAACUGCAUUUCGUCUGUCAAACCCGGAGGAGCUAGAUUUCUUAGACGCACCUACUUUAGCUCCAGCUUGGCCUCAGAAGUCGCAAACCCUUACCGGAAAGGAAGAACACCUGCUGAAGUUGCUAGAAACUGUAAAGCCGAAGUCCGAUGUGGAGAUCCAAGAAGAAGAUCCUCAUUACGAGUGUGGAUCCCCAAUUCCAGAAAAACUCAGUUCGAAAAUACAGGAGGUUUUAAAGUUCGCCGCAAAAACGUUAAUAGCGUGUGAGAAGCAGCUGAAUCUAUUUGACGACUUUGGAGGCGACAAGGACUGCGGAACAAAGAUACGAAAGGGAUCAGAAGUAGUUGUGAAUGGAAUCGAUAGUGGCGAGAUAACGGCUCGCAGUCUGUGCCGUUUGUUUCACACUAUUAGUGAAAUCGCAGAAAACAUUAUGGCAGGUGCUUCUGGCGCUCUCUACAGUGCGUUCUUUGAGGCUGUAUCAAAGGUCUUCGACGAAGAUGGAGGACCGGUGACUGUUUGUGAGACUAAAUGGUUGGAAGCCUUGGAAUUUGGUACAGACGCAAUGUUCCGCAUUUGUAUGUCAACGGUGGGAGACGGCACCUUCCUGGACCCCCUGUCGGCGGCGGCUGUCCUCACAGCUGCGUCGCACAGUCGAGAGCGCGAUGUCAACGCGAGCAAACCGUGCAGCGCGCGCGUGGGAGGGGGUCGAUCGCCGGUCGGCGGGGUCUGCCCCGCCGCAGGCCCCCUCGGCCUCUCCACUUAUGACGACUUCGGCUCCGGCAGAUGGACAUCUGACGGAGACGUCACAGGCCCGAUAGAUUUCAACGUUUCACUCGGGCUGAGCUAUGCAACCGCCUGGCGGCUCAGCGACGACAGAACAGCAGGCCCAACUGACACCAACACCGCUUCUACCGGUAAACAAGAGUGCUCGCGGAAGCCGUCGGUGGCGCGCAAAAUAGAAACCUUCGCGGACGAAGAAAACUCGUACCCUCCGCGUGGUGGCGUCGUUCACGACGAACCUGAUGUGGGUCAGGACAGGACGACACCGCUGGAAUUCGGCUAG